Emys orbicularis (European pond turtle) is the source of this 11727-nucleotide messenger RNA. RefSeq names its product Fraser extracellular matrix complex subunit 1 (gene FRAS1). Gene Ontology annotation, cellular component: membrane. The record is from RefSeq and is a predicted model, not a curated record. Lineage: Eukaryota; Metazoa; Chordata; Testudines; Emydidae. Gene Ontology annotation, biological process: cell communication; anatomical structure morphogenesis. Bases 7 to 11727 code for a protein of 3906 amino acids. The transcript is spliced from 70 exons. Gene Ontology annotation, molecular function: protein binding.
CAUGGCAUGGAAUGGGCAAGCUCUGCAUGCACGGCGUGCUCCUGUGCCAAUGGGAAGGUUAGCUGCACCCGCAAGUCCUGCCCACCCCUUUCUUGUGGCAGAGGGGAGCUGGAGUACAUCGCUCAAGGAGAGUGCUGUCCCAAAUGCGUGGGUACUGGUGAGUCCUGCUCCUUUGAUGGCCAAAUGUUUCGGGAUGGCGAGGAGUGGCACCUCAGCCAGUGCUCCAAAUGUGUCUGCAGGAAUGGGGAAACUCAGUGCUUCACAGCCGAAUGUCAGCCAAUGUUGUGCAACGAGGAUGAAGCUAUGGCUGUGUCUCCUGGAAAAUGUUGCCCAGAGUGCAUUCCAAAACCCUGUUCCAUAUCUGGAAAAGUGUAUGAGCAUGGUGAGCAGUGGAAGAAAAAUUCCUGCACUACCUGUGUAUGUAACAGAGGGGCAGCAAAGUGUCUUAAACAGGCCUGUGCCCCACGUACCUGUGAGAAGGAUCAGAACAAAGUGCAGCGUCCUGGGAAAUGUUGCGAGCAGUGCGUGUCUUCCAAAGGAAGCUGCUUAUACGAAGGCACCAUCAGGUAUCACAACGAGAUGUGGAAUGGCACUCGCUGUGAAUUUUGUACGUGUGAUGGAGGACAAGUCACUUGUCAGAAUGGAGCGUGUGCCAAAGUGGAGUGCGCCUUGGAUGAAGAAUUAAUUCAUUUGGAGGGGAAGUGCUGUCCUGAAUGUAUUUCAAGGGGUAGUUACUGUGUGUACGAGGAACGUAGCAAAGAUAUCUCGCUCCCUGAUGUGAGUGGAGUAAAACACAUCAAGAAUGGAGAGAAAUGGAAAGAAGACCCGUGCAAGGAAUGUGAAUGCCGGGACGCCGAGGUGGUCUGCUAUCGACGCUCUUGUCCGUCCUGCCCGUUGGGCCGCCUGGCAGCAAAGGCGGAGGGAGACUGCUGCUCGCAGUGCCAGUCAGUGCAAUGCCACUCAGACUGCUUGACGUGCUCUCGGUCCUUUGACCACUGUGACGUCUGCCUGGAUGCAACUAAGUGGCUUCAGAAUGGACGCUGUGUGGGGAGCUGUGAUUCUGGAUUCUAUCGGGAUGCUGGGGUUUGCUUAGCCUGCAUGGAGAUGUGCUCCACCUGCACCAAUGGGUUUGAGUGCACCUCAUGCCAGGGAUCCCUGCUGAUGAAGUACGGGCAAUGUGUGACAUUGUGCGGGGACGGAUUCUUCCAGGAUCACCUCCACUGUGCAGUUUGUCACGAGUCCUGCUCUGCAUGCUGGGGGUCUGCUGAGAACAACUGCUUGGCCUGCAAGGACGGGUCUCACGUUUUAAAUGCCGGGCUCUGUGUGGCCAGCUGUGGUCACGGGUUUUAUGUGAAGAACGGAAUCUGCAAUGCUUGUGACCAGUCCUGUGAAACAUGUUAUUCAGACCAACCCAGAUGUUUAACGUGUGCUUCAGAUAAGGUGUUACACAGUGGGAAAUGCAUUUCAGAAUGCCCUGGUGGGUAUUACACAGACAACAUUCAGCGAUGCAGAGCUUGUCACGAUUCUUGUGCCAGUUGUAUUGGCCCAUUGGCCACUCAGUGCACUUCCUGUUCCCUUGCUCUGGGAUUGCGCCAGGGCCAGUGUCUGCCUGCCUGCGGAGAGGGCUUUUAUCACGAUCACAAUGUCUGCAAAGGUUGCCAUCCAUCUUGUCGUGCCUGUGUAGGGCCGGAGAACUCUCACUGCACCCAGUGUAGGAAGCCAGAGGAGGUAUUGCAGCCUGGACAGCUCCUCGAGGGAGCACCAUAUGGCAUUUGCCUUUCUCAGUGCAAAGCCCGAUUCUACCUUGAGAACACCAGAGUGUGCAGAGAGUGCCACUCCUCAUGCUCAGCCUGCACAGGGAGAUCUCCCCACAACUGCACGGCCUGCUCCUCCCCCCGUGUCCUACUUGAUGGCAAGUGCUUAUCCGAGUGCCCGGAAGGAUUGUACAGCCAGAAUGCUCUUUGCCACUCCUGCCAUCCAUCCUGCAAAAAGUGCAAUGGUCCUUCAGACUCUGACUGCAUAACCUGCCAUCCUCAUGCAACCCUUGUGAGUGGGAAGUGCAGGACUAGCUGCAAGGAGGAGCAGUACCUGAACCUUGUGGGAUAUUGUGUUGACUGUCAUCCUUUGUGCCACCAGUGCGUGGCUGAUCUCCACGACACGGGCAGCGUCUGCUUGAAAUGCCAGAACGCCCGUCACUUGCUGCUGGGGGAUCGCUGUGUUCCCGACUGUCCUGUGGGAUCCUAUGCAGAAAGCGGAGUCUGUAAAAAGUGUCACCCCUCGUGCAAAACCUGCAGUGGCGGAGGCCCUUUCUCCUGCUCUUCCUGUGACUCCAGCCUCGUUUUGUCCCACACUGGAAUGUGCACCUCAGCCUGUUUCCUAGGAUACUACAGGGAUGAGAGCCGGACCUGCAAACCUUGCAGUGUCCACUGUCUGAGUUGUGAGUCGGCCAUGGGAUGUACAUCAUGCAGAGACUCGGCCAAGAUUCUGUUAUUUGGUGAAUGCCAGUAUGAAAGCUGCACUCAGCAAUAUUAUCUUGAUUACUCCACCAAGACUUGCAGAGAGUGUGACUGGAGCUGUAAUGCUUGUAAAGGCCCCGCGAGGACUGACUGUCUGCAGUGCAUGGAUGGCUAUAUUCUGCAGGAUGGGGCCUGCGUUGAACAGUGCCCGUUAGCUUUCUACAGGGAAUCAGACACAUGCCAACGAUGUGAUGACCAUUGCCUCCAGUGUCACCAUCCAAAUGAGUGCACUCGCUGUGAAGCUCCUUUUCUCCUCUUGCAAACACAUUGUGUCCUGGACUGUGGGAAGCGAUACUAUGCAGACCGCACAGAACAGAAAUGCACAGCUUGCCCCGGGGGAUGCUUGGAGUGUGACAAUGCCAGUGAGUGCCACCUCUGUGAUGCCACCAUGUUUUUGAAGAACAAGCUUUGUGUUUCUUACUGUGGUCAUGGUUUUUAUGGCAACACCAGGACCAGAGAGUGUGAAGGUGACACAGAUACGUCUGUUUCCCAGGUGAAUGGUUCACUCACAGUAGGGAUUGGUGGGGUAAAGCCACUGGACUUGUCCUUCAUGGAUGCACGUGACCUGGGUGACCGAGAUGGAGAGCUGCUGUUCCAUGUGGUCAGCUCUCCCACCAAUGGCAGGCUAGUGAUCAUGGAGAAUGGGAAAGAUGUGCAACUGGACACGGGUGACCACUUCAGUUGGAAGGAUGUGAAGGAGAAGAGAGUCCGCUUUGUGCACAGCAGAGAGAAAUCCAGGAAAGGUCAGUUUUCCUUGAAGAUCAGCGAUCAGCGGUUCUUCUCCCAGUUAGAGAUGAUCACCGUGCAAGCACUGUCGACACAGGCCCCAUAUGUGCUAAGGAAUGAAGUCCUCUUUAUCAGCACAGGGGAUAUUGGAUCAAUAACAAACGUGUUGCUUGAUAUUCGAGACAAUGACAAUCCCCAGGAUGUAGCGGUGGUGGUUUUAGAUCCUCCACGUCAUGGCCAGCUGGUCAAAGCUCCAGGGGACACAGCUUCUGCAGCCCAAGUAUUCCAUCUUGAUGACCUGGCGAAUGGACUCCUACGUUAUGCUCACGAUGGUUCUGACAGUCGGGAUGAUACGGUUCUUCUGCAAGUGAACGAUGGGCACCACUUCCAGAAUAUCCUGUUCCACAUUAAGGUUUCUCCAAAGAGUGAUGGAGGCCCCCGGCUGGUUACUAACCCCCUGGUGUGGGUCCCAGAAGGAGGGAUGCUGCAGAUCACCAGCAGAAUUUUGCAAGCAGAGAUGCCUGGUGCCAGUGAAUCUGAGAUAACUUACACGAUCAUCAAGGACCAGCCAAGAUACGGGGAGGUGGUUCUUCUGGUUCCAAUGCCAGCAGAUGGCCCAGCUGACUCAUGGCAGCGUCUGCCUGAUGGAAGAGCCGCCACGCCAACCACCUCUUUCACCCAGCGGGACGUCAACGAAGGCAUUGUUUGGUAUAGGCACUCUGGAUCCCAGGCGGAGAGCGACUCCUUCUAUUUCCAGGUAUCGAGUGCUGCUAUUCCACAAACCCACCUGGAGACCCACAUGUUCAACAUUGCCAUUCUCCCACAGAUACCUGAAGCACCACAGCUCUCACUUGGGUCCUCUCUCCACAUGACUGCACUGGAGGAUCGGGUGACAGUGAUUGAGCCGCAUCAUCUCUCCUUUGUAGACUCAGAGAGUCCGAGUGGGAAAAUCAUGUUCAAUGUGACUGUACCUCUGCAGCCAAAUCAAGGAAUCGUGGAGCACAGAGACAGGCCCCUCUCCCCAGUCAAGUAUUUCACGCAAGCGGAUAUAAACCAUGGCAAGAUUGCUUACCGUCCACCCACUGCAGCUCCACACGUCAGAGAGAUUAUGGCAUUCUCUUUUGCUGGUCUCCCGGAGUCAGUGAACUUCAGUUUCACAGUGUCUGAUGGAGAACAUACCACCCCUGAGCUGAUGUUUACCAUUCACUUGCUCUCGACUAAUGAGCAGCCUCCGGUGUUCCAGAUCACAGCUCCAUUUCUGGAGGUCAGCCAGGGUGGCAAGGCUACGAUUGGGAUACAGCUGGCAGUAAGUGACACAGACUCGGCUCCUGAAGAUCUCUUCUUUGAGCUGGUGGAACCUCCUCACCAUGGUGUUCUGCUCAGGUAUAACGCUGGGGGCCAUGAGCACAUGAAAGCAGGAGACACCUUCACGUAUGAGGAUGUCACCCGAAAUGCUUUACAAUAUGUCCACGAUGGCUCAUCAGUAGCAGAGGACAGCAUGGAAAUCUCCGUAACUGACGGCGUUACCACUGCAACAACGGUGCUGAAAGUCAAAGUGUCCUUGAUGGAUAGCGAUGGUCCCCGGCUGGCCCCUGGCUGCUCGUUGACUGUCAUGGUGGCUAGUAAAAGCUCUGUGACUCUCUCCCGAUCACACCUUGCUUACACUGAUAAUAAUUCUGCUGACUCGAAAAUAAGAAUUCAGUUAAUUUCUCUGCCCGUGUAUGGCACCCUCAUGCGGACAACAUCUGGGCAGCAUGGUGAAGAGCUUUCUGAGGUUUAUAAUUUCACCAUGGAAGAUAUCAACAACCAGAGAAUCAGAUACUCAACUGAGUUUGAGACUGACAAUCAGCCAGUCACAGAUAUUUUCCACUUCACUGUCUUUGAUGCUGACAACAAUCGGCUCGACAGCCAGAUGUUUACCAUCACUAUCACAUCUGUCCAGAACAAGCCUUCGAUCAUUGCUUUUGCUGACCUUAUCACUGUUGAUGAGGGAGGCAGGGUCCCGCUGUCAGUUCACCAUCUCUUAGCCACUGACUACGAUACAGCCAAAGACGACCUAAUGGUUACAAUAAUUACGCUACCAAUAUAUGGGUACAUUGAAAACACAAGGACAGGUGGAACUUUUGGCCCUGGGGGCUCUGCAGGCUCAGAUGCGUCGUUCUCCAUUCACGACGUGCUGGAGAACAGUAUUUACUACUUUCAGAGCGUCCAUGAAAGCAUCGAGCCGACUAAUGACGUCUUCACAUUUUACGUGAGCGAUGGCUUCAGCCGGUCCGAAACUCACAGCGUCAACAUCACCAUCCAGCGGCGGAAUGAUGAGCCCCCGAAGAUGACGCUGGUGCCUGUCAGAGUGCACGGCAGUGCGGGGGUGGUGAUCAGCAAUACCUCCCUAAGCCUGCAGGACUUGGACACUCCCGAUGAGCAGUUGGUCUUUCUAGUUACCAAAAAGCCUGACCAUGGUCACCUCCGCAGGAGACAAUCUUACUCAGAGCCUCUGGAGAAUGGGCGUGUUCUGUCUCAGGGCUCCUCUUUCACCUAUCAGGAUGUCCUGGACGAACGGAUCGUUUACACGUGGGGCAGUUCCAGAACGCAGACAGAUGAGUUCAGAUUCUCUCUCACGGAUGGGCUGUACACUGAAACGGGGAGAGUGGAGUUCUCUGUGGAGCUGCCAAAGAAUGAACCGCCCAGAUUAGCUGUGAACAGGGGCCUGCAGCUUUCAGCUGGCUCUGUAGCACGCAUCACAGGUCAGCACUUAAAAGCUACAGCUAUUGAUUCGGAUGACCUGAAGGUCAGAUAUGUCCUGAAGAAAGAUCCCAGUACUGGACAUCUGCAGAUGACUAAAACUGAUAACCUGGUCCAGAUCUCUGUCAAGGGACCCAUCAAAAGUUUCACCCAAGCUGAUAUAAAUAAAGGACAAGUGGAAUAUAGUCAUGAGAAGGGGGAGCCUGGAGGAAGUUUUUCUUUCACCUUCGAUGUGAUUGAUGCAGAAGGCAACAAACUGGUCGACCAGUCAUUCUAUAUUAGUGUCUUAGAGGACAGACUCCCCCCCUCCAUCAUAGCUAACAAAGGGCUGGUCUUGGAUGAAAAUUCAGUGAAGAAGAUCACAACGCUGCAGCUCUCCGCCACCGACCAGGACAGCGAGCCUGCAGCGCUCCUGUACCGAAUCACCAAACAGCCACAGCUGGGUCACCUGGAACAUGCUGCGUCACCAGGCACAAGGAUUAACUCAUUCAGCCAGGCAGACCUGGCCUCGCGCAGCAUCCAGUACCUCCACACCAGUGAGGCAGAGAAGCAUGCUGAUGCGUUCACCUUCUCCGUCUCGGAUGGAGUGAAUGAGGUCACUCAGACGUUUGACAUCACCAUAACCCCAGUGGAUGACUCCUUGCCUGUGGUGCAGAGCCCUGGGAUGCGGGUGCAGGAAGGGGUGAGAAAAACCAUCACGGAGUUUGAGCUGAAAGCCACAGAUGCCGACACGGAGGCCGAAUCGGUUACAUUCACCAUCGUGCAGCCUCCUCGACACGGUCUGAUUGAACGCACCAACGAUGGGCAGCACUAUCGCCAGACGGCCACCUUCACGAUGGACGACAUCUACCAGAACCGGGUCUGCUACAGCCACGACGGCAGCAACUCCCUGAAGGAUCGCUUCACCUUCACAGUGUCUGAUGGGACCAAUCCCUUUUUCAUUGCCGAGGAUGGAGGGAAGGAGAUGGUGACAGCGGCACCGCAGCGGUUCAAAGUGGACAUUCUCCCGGUGGACGAUGGGACUCCCAGAAUUGUCACCAACUUGGGCCUGCAGUGGCUGGAGUACAUGGAUGGCAAGGCAACAAAUCUGAUCACCAAGAAGGAACUGUUGACUAUGGACCCCGACACAGAGGACAAACAGCUGAUCUAUGAGAUAACAACUGGACCCAGACAUGGUCACGUGGAGAGCAAGCUGAAACCGGGGACAGCUGUGACUACAUUUACACAAGAGGAUGUGAAUCUGGGACUGAUUCGGUACGUGUUGCUGGAAGAGAAGAUUCAGGAAACCAUGGAUAGCUUUCAGUUUCUAGUGAAAGACAGCAAGCCCAACGUUGUCAGUGACAAUGUCUUCCAUAUCCAGUGGUCUCUCAUAAGCUUUAAAUACACCAGCUACAAUGUCAGUGAGAAGGCUGGCUCUGUCAGCGUAACGGUGAAGAGGAUCGGUAACCUCAAUCAAUAUGCCAUUGUCCUGUGCCGAACGGAGCAAGGAACUGCCACCUCCAGCGUCAGUUCAAAGCCAGGACAGCAGGACUACGUAGAGUAUGCAGGCCAGGUGCAGUUUGAUGAGUGGGAGGACACCAAGGCCUGCAUCAUUGCUAUCAGUGAUGAUGACAUCUUUGAGAACACGGAGAGCUUCACCGUGGAGCUCAGCAUGCCAGCUUAUGCCCUGCUGGGGGAGAUCACCCAGGCCAAAGUCAUCAUCAACGACACAGAGGAUGAACCCACUCUGCAGUUUGACAGGAAGACUUACCAUGUCAACGAGAGUGCUGGCUUUCUGUCUGCACCCAUUGAAAGGAAAGGGGAUGCCAGCAGCAUCGUAUCUGCUCUUUGCUACACCAUCUCCAAAUCUGCUAAAGGCAGCAGCCUUUACACACUGGAGUCGGGGUCUGACUUUAAGUCUAGGGGGAUGUCGAAUGAGAACCGUGUUAUUUUGGGGCCCGGUGUCACCAUGUCAACCUGUGACAUCAAACUGAUCGAUGACAGCGAGUACGAGGAGGAGGAGGAGUUUGAAAUUGCCCUGGCGGAUGCCUCUAGUAAUGCGCGCAUAGGGAGCGUGGCUUCGGCCAAGGUGAUGAUCAGUGGCCCCAACGACGCCUCCACUGUGUUCCUGGGAAACGCAACUUUUACUGUCAAUGAGGAUGCAGGCACCAUUGACAUUCCAGUGAUCCGGCAUGGUACUGACCUCUCAACCCCCACCUCGGUGUGGUGUGCCACUCGGACUUCAGAUCCACCCUCGGCCAGUCCAGGAAUUGACUAUAUCCCCAGCUCCAAGAAAGUCGAGUUCAGGCCAGGCAGAACUGAGGAGUACUGCACCUUGACAAUCCUGGACGAUGCCCAGUACCCAGUGAUUGAAGGGCUGGAGACGUUUGUUGUAUACCUAAGCUCACCCCAUGGGGCUGAAUUGACCAAACCUUUCCAAGCUAUAGUGGCCAUUAAUGACACCUUCCAAGAUGUACCCAACAUGCAGUUUGGCAAGGACUUGUACGCUGUGAAGGAGAAGGAGGGUGUCCUGCACAUUCCCAUCAUCCGCACCGGAGACCUGAGCUAUGAGUCCUCUGUCAGGUGCUACACCCGCAGCCAGACAGCGGAAGUCAUGGAGGACUUCGAGGAGAGGAGAAAUGCGGAGGAGUCUCGCAUCACUUUUUUGAAAGGAGAGAAGGUGAAGAACUGCACUGUCUAUAUCAAUGAUGACUCUGCAUUUGAACCCGAGGAGCAAUUCCGGAUCUAUCUCGGCAGUCCCCUGGGAAACCACUGGAGCGGAGCUAGAAUCGGAAAGAAUGACAUGGCCACCAUUACUGUCUCCAAUGAUGAAGAUGCACCCACCAUUGAGUUUGAAGAGGCUGCAUACCAAGUACGGGAGCCUCCAGGCCCUGAGGGCAUUGCUAUUCUAAACAUCAAGGUGCUCAGAAGAGGGGACCAGAACAGGACCUCGAAGGUCCGCUGCAGCACCCGUGAUGGCUCAGCCCAGUCCGGAGUCGAUUACUAUCCAAAGAGUCGAGUCCUCAAGUUUAGCCCUGGGGUGGAGCACAUCAUAUUUAAGGUGGAGAUCAUGUCUAACGAAGACCGGGAGUGGCAUGAGUCCUUUUCUGUGAUGCUGGGUCCAGAUGAUCCAGUGGAAGCUGUUCUUGGGGAUAUCACCACUGCAGUAGUCACUAUUCUGGAUCAGGAAGCAGCAGGGAGCCUUAUUUUACCAGCACCUCCCAUUGUGGUCACCCUGGCAGACUAUGACCAUGUGGAGGAAGUAACCAAAGAGGGUGUAAAGAAAUCCCCUUCUCCAGGCUACCCACUGAUCUGUGUAACACCUUGUGAUCCUCACUUCCCCAAGUACUUAGUCAUGAAGGAGCGCUGCGAUGAGGCCGGGAUCAACCAGUCUUCAAUACAGUUCAGCUGGGAGGUGGCAACCCCCACUGAUGGGAAUGGGGCCAGAUCACCCUUUGAAACAAUUACGGACAAUACGCCGUUCACUAGCAUCAACCACAUGGUGCUGGACAGCAUUUACUUCAGCCGGCGGUUCCAUGUGCGCUGUGUGGCAAAAGCCGUAGACAAGGCCGGGCACGUGGGGACCCCACUGAGAAGCAACAUAGUUACCAUCGGGACCGACAGCGCCAUUUGUCAUACUCCUGUGGUAGCUGGAACGGCCCGAGGAUUCCAGGCUCAGUCAUUCAUUGCCACUCUGAAGUAUCUGGAUGUCAAACACAAGGAACAUCCCAACAGAAUCCAUAUUUCAGUGCAAAUUCCCCACCAGGAUGGAAUGCUGCCUCUCAUCUCCACUAUGCCUCUGCACAACCUGCACUUCCUCUUAUCCGAGUCCAUCUACAGACACCAGCAUGUCUGCUCAAACCUGGUCACCAUCCGGGAUCUGCAGGGCAUCUCGGACGCGGGAUUCCUGGAUGAAGUGACCUAUGACAGCAUCGUUCUGGGUCCUGGAUAUGACCGUCCAUACCAGUUUGAUCCCACCGUGAGAGAACCAAAGACAAUCCAGCUCUACAAACACCUCAAUCUGAAGAGCUGCAUUUGGACCUUUGAUGCUUACUAUGACAUGACAGAAUUAAUCGAUGUCUGUGGGGGAUCUGUAACUGCUGACUUCCAGGUGCGAGAUUCUGCCCAGUCCUUCCUGACAGUCCAUGUCCCUCUCUAUGUGUCCUACAUUUAUGUGACCGCACCAAGAGGCUGGGCUUCUCUUGAACAUCACACAGAGAUGGAAUUUUCCUUCUUCUACGACACUGUUCUCUGGAGAACAGGGAUUCAGACAGACAGCGUUCUCUCCGCCAGGCUGCAGAUAAUAAGGAUCUACAUCCGAGAGGAUGGCCGGCUGGUUAUUGAGUUCAAGACCCAUGCCAAAUUCAGAGGGCAUUUUGUGAUGGAGCACCACACUCUGCCAGAUGUGAAGUCUUUUAUAAUGACUCCAGACCACCUAGGAGGGAUUGAGUUCGAUCUGCAGCUUUUGUGGAGUGCACAGACUUUUGACUCCCCGUAUCAGCUGUGGAGGGCAACCAGCUCCUAUAACAGGAAGGACUAUUCUGGAGAGUACACAAUCUACUUAAUCCCUUGUACUGUGCAGCCCACGCAGCCGUGGAUUGACCCAGGAGACAAGCCAUUGGCGUGUACUGCUCAUGCCCCAGAAAGAUUUUUGAUCCCAAUUGCCUUCCAGCAGACAAACCGCCCAGUUCCUGUCGUGUACUCUCUGAACACAGAGUUUCAGCUCUGUAACAAUGAGAAAGUAUUUUUGAUGGAUCCCACUAAAUCUGAAAUGUCUUUGGCAGAAAUGGAUUACAAAGGAGCUUUUUCAAAGGGUCAAAUCCUAUAUGGCCGUGUGCUUUGGAAUCCUGAACAAAAUCUAAAUGCUGCCUACAAACUGCAGCUGGAAAAAGUCUAUCUCUGUACUGGCAAGGAUGGUUAUGUGCCUUUCUUUGACCCUACUGGAACAAUCUAUAAUGAGGGGCCACAGUAUGGCUGUAUUCAACCCAACAAGCACCUAAAACACAGAUUUCUGCUACUGGACCGAAACCAACCUGAAGUAACUGAUAAGUACUUCCACGAUGUACCUUUUGAUGCCCACUUUGUCUCUGAAUUGUCUGAUUUCCACUUGGUGAGCAGCAUGCCAGGAGUGGAUGGAUUUACUAUGAAAGUGGAUGCUCUCUACAAGGUGGAAGCUGGACACCAGUGGUACCUUCAGGUGAUCUAUAUAAUUGGCCCAGAAACCAUUGCAGGGCCCCGUGUUCAACGGUCUCUCACUCACCACCUGAAACGCAGCCGCAGGGACCUGGUGGACAACAACGGCAGACUGAUUCUGGAUGACUCGUUGAUCUAUGACAAUGAAGGCGACCAAGUCAAGAAUGGCACCAACAUGAAAUCGCUGAGCCUGGAGGUUCAGGAAGCAGUAGCGGCUGCUUCCUUAUCACAAACAGGGGCUUCCAUAGGAAGUGCAUUCGCUGCCAUCAUGCUGCUGCUGCUUGUGCUCCUGUUAGUUUGCUUCAUAACCAGGAAAUGUCGAAAGCAGAAGAAGAAGAAAAAGCCUGCCAAAGAUCUCAUGGAGGAAUAUCCUCUCAACACCAAGCUAGAAGUACCCAAGAAAAACACAGAAAGGGCAGAGAAGAACGUAAACAGACAAUACUGCACUGUGAGGAAUAUCAAUAUAUUAAGUGACAAUGAGGGUGCCUACAAGGUCAAAGGUGCUAAGGUCAAACAAGUGAACUUAGAGGUCAAAGUUCACAACAAUUUACAUGAUGGAACAGAAGUUUGA